AUGACUCUGUCCUUGUUCCCCUCCACCUCCCUUCCACCCAACCAUCCACUGGAAGCUAAUCAUCUUGCUGGUGCGGCCCCUCCCGCCGGAACCACCUUCAGCUCCGCACCUGCUGCAGCAGAAUCGCUGUAUGGCGGAGGUGUGACCUGGCGAGGUGUGGCAGGCGGAGGUGUGACAGGCGGAGGUAUCAUAGGCGGAGGCGGAGGUGUGAUGGGCGGAGGUGUGACAGGCGGAGGUAUCACAGGCGGAGGUGUGACAGUCGGAGACAGUUCAAGCGGUGCUAUCCAGAGUGGCAGCAGCGGCGGCCGGGGGAGCAGCAGAGCAGCAGAGGCGGCGGCGAUGGCACAGGCAGCAGCGACACAGGCAGCGGCGGCACAGACAGCGACGACACAGUUAGUGGCAGCACAGACAGCGACUCAGUUAGCGGCAGCACAGACAGCGACGACACAGGCAGCGGCAGCACGGACAACAACGACAGAGGCGGCUAUGACACAGGCAGCACAGAUGGCGCAAACGGUCCUGUCCAUGUCGCAUGUCGUGCAGUCCAGCGGCCGCCCGUCAGGCGCGCAGCAGCAACUUGUCAGCGCGCUGUCCCUCCUCACGGGUUUUCUAUCCACCCAAGGGGGAGCCAGAGGUGGAGGAGGAGGAGGAAGGGGCACGGCUGCUGCUUCGGCUGGCGCAGCAGAAACCCUUGUGCCUCCAUCCGUUCCUCGUCCUCCUCCUCAUGACGUUGCUCCUCUGCCGUAUCGUUCCGCCGCUGCUCCUGUACCAGCUCGUGCCCUUGCACCCACCGUAACUCCUCUGCUUGCUGCCUCUACACCUAAUCUAGCUCCCAGCGCCUUCCCUUUCGAAGUGCUCGCCCAGUCUCUCAACCUCGGGGGGCUUCAAUCCCAGCUGAGCCUCUCCUCUCUCCCCGCCCUCCUGGCUGCUAUCACCGCCCUCCAGCAAGGCAACAGCAUGCAGCAAGGCAAUAGCCUGCAGCAAGGCAACAGCCUGCAGCAAGGCAACAGCCUGCAGCAAGGCAACAGCCUGCAGCAAGGCAACAGCCUGCAGCAAGGCAACAGCCUGCAGCAAGGGAACAGCCUGCAGCAAGGCAAUAGCAUGCAGCAAGGCAACAGCCUGCAGCAAGGCAACAGCCUGCAGCAAGGCAACAGCCUGCAGCAAGGCAACAGCAUGCAGCAAGGCAACAGCCUGCAGCAAGGCAACAGCCUGCAGCAAGGCAACAGCCUGCAGCAAGGCAACAGCCUGCAGCAAGGCAACAGCCUGCAGCAAGGCAACAGCCUGCAGCAAGGCAACAGCCUGCAGCAAGCCGCAGCACCUGCAUCAGAGCAUCAGGGCGCGAGCAGCGGAUCAGGUCAGGGGCAGGGGAUGGUGCAGCAGGCGCAGGGGCAGGGGCAGGGGCAGGGGCAGGGGCAGGGGCAGGGGCAGGGGCAGGGGCAGGGGCAGGGGCAGGGGCAGGGGCAGGGGCAGGGGCAGGGGCAGGAGCAGGGGCAGGGGCAGGGGCAGGGGCAGGAGCAGGGGCAGGGGCAGGGGCAGGAGCAGGGGCAGGGGCAGGGGCAGGGGCAGGGGCAGGAGCAGGGGCAGGGGCAGGGGCAGGGGCAGGGGCAGGAGCAGGGGCAGGGGCAGGGGCAGGAGCAGGGGCAGGAGCAGGGGCAGGGGCAGGGGCAGGGGCAGGAGCAGGGGCAGGGGCAGGAGCAGGGGCAGGGGCAGGGGCAGGGGCAGGGGCAGGGGCAGGGGCAGGGGCAGGGGCAGGGGCAGGGGCAGGGGCAGGGGCAGGGGCAGGGGCAGGGGCAGGGGCAGGGGCAGGAGCAGGGGCAGGGGCAGGGGCAGGGGCAGGAGCAGGGGCAGGGGCAGGAGCAGGGGCAGGGGCAGGGGCAGGAGCAGGGGCAGGGGCAGGGGCAGGGGCAGGGGCAGGAGCAGGGGCAGGGGCAGGGGCAGGGGCAGGGGCAGGAGCAGGAGCAGUUCCAGAAGCAGCAUCAGCUAAUUCGAGCCGAAUCAGCAUCAGCAGAGGCGCUAGAUGCGUCUAUCAACCCUAAUUUCACCUCCUUCCGCCUCCGGCGGCUGUGCUCGGCUGAAGCAGGGUUUGAGACGCCACAGACCGUUGGAUCGUCGUCCUCGCGGCUCCGACGGCUGGGAUCGGCGGAAGGGUCGCGCCGGCUGUGGGAUGCUCUGGGGGGAGGUGCGACUGGGAGAGGGGGAGGAGGGAGUGGGGGAGGGACAGAGGGGAGUGGGGGAGGCACUGGGGGAAGUGGGGGUGGGGGAGGGACAGGGGGGAGUGGAGGGAGUGGGACUGGGGCAGGUAGGAGUGGGGGAAGUGGGACAGGGACUGGGGCAGGGGGGAUUGGGGGAGGGGCAGUGGGGAGUGGCGGAGGGGCAGGGGUAGUGGGGAGCGGGGGAGGAACAGGGGGGAGUGGGUCCGGUGGCGGUGGGGGUGGGAGCGGGGGAGGGACAGGGGGAAGUGGGGGCGGGGCAGGGGGGAGUGGGGGAGGGACAGGGGGGAGUGGGUCGGGAGCAGGGGGGAUUGCGGGAGGUGGGAUUGGGGCAGGGGCGAGUGAGGCAGGAGCGAGGGGGUUGGAAGUGCUGGAGAGUCUGCGGGUACGGCUGCGACCGCAGCUGUCUGGGCUGCUACAGGAACAGCAGGAGGCAGUGCUGCGAUUGAAGCAGCACCACACCCUGCAGCAGCAGCAGCAGCAGCAGCAGUCACAAACUGCUGCUGCUGCUACUGCUUCGCCAGCUGCCCGUCCGCACUCACCUUCUGCUGCUGCUGCUGCUGCUGCUGCUGCUGGUACGAAUUCAGUGGCACCAGUCGUCCCCCCAUUCUCUCCUGCCCUCAACAGCCCACCGUCGCAGCCACUCAGCAGGCUGCAGAGAGCAGGACCAAGCAUAGACUGUCUGAACCUACACAGCCCCUCUGCUCUGCCUCCUCCUCCUCCUCCUCCUCCUCCUCCUCCUCCUCCUCCUCCUCCUCCUCCUCCUCCUCCUCCUCCUCCUCCUCCUCCUCCUCCUCCUCCUCCUCCUCCUCCUCUGUCUUCUCCAGGAGAUGCCCGCAUGCGGGGGGGGUUGCAGCGGGCGGGCCCAAGUAUAGACCGCCUCAAUUUUCAGGGCGCUGCUUCUGCCAUCCCUCCGCCCCCUCCUGCCUUUCCGCAGGGAGACCAUCGUCCCAGGGGGGUAGAAAGUGGGGGGUUGCAAAGGCCGGGGUUGCAAAGGGCAGGGCCCAGCAUAGACCGUUUGAAUCUAGAGGCAGCUGGGAUGGCUUCCCGUGCUGCUGCACUGCAGAGAGCUGGGCCGAGCAUUGGCUCUUUGAGUUUUCAAGGGGAAAUACCCCUCUACAGGGGAGGCUCCGUUACUGGAGAUAUCUCUCUACAGAGGGAGAGGGGAGGUUUGCCUUCAGGGGAGGCUGCGCUUUACAGAGGGGGUUCGCUUACAAGGGAAGUCCCGCUCCAGAGACUAGGCAGUGUGAGUGGCCCUUGGGAGCAGGGAGGAGGGGAGAGAGGGGUAAGGGAAGGCAGGAUAGUAGAAGGGCUAGAGACUGGAGUGGGGAGGGGAGAAGGGGGGGGCUCUGAGGGAGUGGGGAGUGGGGUAAAGCGGGCAUACGGCAGCAUGCAGGUCGAUGGGGAAGGUGGAGAGAGAGAGGGGAAGAGGGCCAAGGGCUUGAUACGCAGCAGUGGCCCUGGCAACAUGGCUGAUACUGCUGGUCCCGAAUGUGAUGCUGCUGCUGCUGGUGCUGUUGCUGCUGGCGACGGCAGUGUCCCGUUCUAUGGUGGUACUUUUGCUGCUCCUGGUGGGUUCUUCAGUGGGAGACGAGUAGACGACACGCCAACCUCCCCUCCUCGGCCGCUCUUCUCCUUCCCCUCCGUCUCCCUCUCUCUUGACGACAUCCCUUCAGCCGUCCCUGCCACUGCUGCCACCGGAGCUAUCGAUAAAGCCGAAGCUGGCCUCCGCCCUGUCGGACACAGGCCAUCAGGCUUGGGAAACUCAGGCUCGGCAGGUGCAGGAACGGGGGACUUUGGCUUGGGAAGUCCAGCUGGCGGGCUUCUCCCAUCGAGUGGCUUUACUGGCAGUGGAUUGGGCGGCAGCAGGCUGGCCGGCAGCAGGAUGGGCGGCGGUGGGCUGGCCGGCAGUGGGUUGGCCGGAAGUGGGCUCGGGGGGAGUGGGCUGGGUGGCGGGGGCCUGGGCGGCGGCGGCGGCGGCGGGUUGGGCGGCGGGCUGGGCGGCGGGUCGCGGUUGGCUCGUAGCUUCAUGUGGAGCAAUGAUCAGCUGAAGGAGAUCGAGCAGAUGAAAGAAGCCAUGGCUGACAUGGAAGAGGAGGGGGAGGCGGGAGGUGUGGCACGGGAAGCACGGGAAGGGGACGCACGGGUUGGGGACGCACGAGCAGGGUAUGCACGGUUAAGGUUAGGGGCAUGGACAGGAGCAGGUGCGGGGGGAGGAGAGGGAGCAAGCAGCGGUGAAGGGGCCAGAGCAGCGGCAGGGGCGUGGGCUGGUGCUGCUGCCUCUGCUGGCAAUGCAUCAAUUGGAGACGGGGCUGCGAGGCGGCUGGAAAGAGGACGAAGCGGAGUGGGGAAGAGUGAAGCAUGGGAGGGGUUUCAGAGAGGAGACAGCUUGGGGGAACUGAGGGGAAACAGCUCUGGAUUGGACUUGUAUUCGUUGGAUGGGGUGGGGGAUGAGGGGCAGGCAGGGGGCGGCAGGGACGAGGGAAGGUGGGGGAGCGAUGGUGGUGACGAUGGCGAGGGGAUGGAGGGUGAAGGCAUGGAGGAGGAGGAUAGGCUGGAUGGGCAUGGUUACAACCAUGGGCGAAUGGAUGGGAGUGAAUUGGGCGGGCGGAUGGAGGGGAAUGGGUUGGGCGGGCCAAUGGACAGGUGUGCGAGCCGCAAGCCGGGGCCGAAACGGAAGGAGGGGCCGGUCAGCCACUUCUGCCAGAACGCACGGGUGAGUGCUGCUGCUGCCCCCGCCAGGCUGUGCUCCUACUCCCAUCUCACACCGACCCAAAACCUUGGAGAAGACCUCGUAAGGCGCCGAGAGAAGCGGAGGGAGCGGCUGACGAGACACAUCCGGGCGUUGGAGAAGCUGGUGCCGCAGAGGGCUCGCAGCGACCCCACAACACUGCUCAUGCUCUCAUACCCCUCGUUCUUCUAUCUAUCCCCCAUUUCAGAAGCGGAGGGAGAGGUUGACGAGGCACAUCCGGGCACUGGAGAAGCUGGUGCCGCAGAGGGCUCGCAGCGACGCGGCCUCUGUUCUCGAGUCCGCCAUCUCCUUCAUCAAACGCCUCUCCCGGGAGAACCAGGUGCGUGCACCAAAUGUGUGAAGUGCUCCCUCGUGCACCAAAUUGUCAAUGACAUGCUUCCUUCCUUAGGCACGAGGGGUGGCGUGGGACAGUCGAUACUUGAGGCGGUUCAAGCUGCCUCUGUUCUCGAGUCCGCCAUCUCCUUCAUCAAACGCCUCUCCCGGGAGAACCAGGACCUGCGCAAGGGAGUGGCAGUGGCAGCGUCCGGUCCUCGUCUUGUCUGCCAACCAGCCUGGAAACCCCAUGCCAAUACCUGCCUAUUCUCCCCCUCCCCUUUCCCCUCUCGCCCUUCAGCAUCACAGGAUCCGUGCAAGGAAGUGGCGACACUCCAGUCCUCAUCUGAGACGCAGCCAGCACACCCCAUCCCAACACCUGCCCCCAUUCUCCCCGUCCCUACCCAUUCCGUUUUCCCCUUUCUCCCUUCCCCAUCACAGGACCUUCGCAAGGAAGUGGCGACGCUCUGGCCCUCAUCUGAGACCCAGCCAGCACAACCCAUCCCAACACCUGUCAGUUCUCUCCAUCCUUCUUCCCCUCUCGCCCUUCCACUUUCCCCAUCACAGAAUCUGCGCAAGGAAAUAGCGAUGCUUCGCCCCUCAUCUGAGGCCCAGCCGGCACACGACAUGCCAACACCUGCCAUGCCAACACCUGCCAAUUCUCCUCCUCUCUCCCUUCCGCAUCACAGGAUCUGCGCAAGGAAGUGGCGACUCUCCUCUCCGCAAGGAAUGGGCAAAUCUUUCGGCACACAACGCGUGUACGCCUACCCAUUCUCCCCUCCCUACCCAUUCUCGGUCUCCCUUCCGUAUCACAGGAUCUGCGCAAGGAAGUGGCGAUUCUCCGGCCCUCAUCUGAGACCCAGCCGGCACACCUCAUGCCAACCCCUUCCCACGUAG
This is a messenger RNA of Closterium sp. Naga37s-1, 6171 nucleotides long. The record is from the annotation of a GenBank genome assembly. Lineage: Eukaryota; Viridiplantae; Streptophyta; Zygnematophyceae; Desmidiales; Closteriaceae.